This is a messenger RNA of Pangasianodon hypophthalmus (striped catfish), 1791 nucleotides long. RefSeq names its product purinergic receptor P2X, ligand-gated ion channel, 8 (gene p2rx8). Gene Ontology annotation, cellular component: nuclear inner membrane; plasma membrane. Gene Ontology annotation, molecular function: purinergic nucleotide receptor activity; extracellularly ATP-gated monoatomic cation channel activity. Lineage: Eukaryota; Metazoa; Chordata; Actinopteri; Siluriformes; Pangasiidae. Bases 120 to 1406 code for a protein of 428 amino acids. The transcript is spliced from 12 exons. Gene Ontology annotation, biological process: response to ATP; monoatomic cation transmembrane transport. The record is from RefSeq and is a predicted model, not a curated record.
CUUGUGAUGAGUGUGUGUGUGUGUGUGUGUGUGUGUGUGGGUGUGUCGCAGUCAGUAUCUUCAGCACUGUCAGCUUGUUCAGCACUAUGUGCUGCUGUUAGGAGCACUCAGGCACAGAAAUGGCACCGUUUGACUUGAAAGGUGUCUUCCUCUCUGCGUUUGAUUACAAGACAGAAAAAUACGUCAUCGCCAAAAACAAGAAAGUCGGCGUCCUCUAUCGACUCAUACAGCUCUCAAUAAUCGGUUAUAUCAUCGGGUGGGUGUUUGUGAUUAAGAAAGGCUAUCAGGAGACUGAAGAAUCUCUGCAGAGUUCAGUCAUAACUAAAGUGAAAGGGGUGACGUUCACGAACACGACAGGCUUCGGGCCCUGGCUUUGGGGUCCUGAAGAUUAUGUCACCCCUUACCAGGGUGAAGAUGUGCUCUUCAUAACCACAAAUUUUAUCACAACCCCAAACCAGAAAUUAGGAUAUUGUGCUGAGAGUGUUAAGGUGCUUGAUGGUCAUUGCCAUGCGAAUGAAGACUGCACAAAAGGAGACACUGUAAUAGCUGGCCAUGGAAUUAAGACAGGACGCUGCUUAAAGAAAGACAGGAACUCUACAGGUACCUGUGAAAUAUACGGCUGGUGCCCCAUUGAACGAAGCAGCCGACCAGAUGUGCCUUUGUUAGGAAAAGCUGAAAACUUCACCAUAUACAUAAAGAACUUCAUCAGAUUCCCCAAGUUUGACUUCUCAAAAUCAAAUGUUUUGGACACGUCAGAUGAUACAUAUCUGAAGAAAUGUUCAUAUGAUGAGCUCACUCAUUCUUACUGCCCCAUAUUUCGGUUCGGUGAUAUAGUCCGGAGAACUGGACAUAAUUUUCAAGACAUGGCCCUGCUGGGAGGAGCAAUAGGAAUCCUCAUAGAGUGGCACUGUGACCUGGAUAAAGGCUACUCAGCGUGCCACCCGCGCUACACUUUCACUCGACUGGAUGUGAAUGCUAUAGCCAAUGCAAUCUCAUCAGGGUACAACUUCAGAUAUGCACGGUAUUUCAAAAAUGCUGACGGAGAGACCCACAGGACACUUUUUAAGGUGUAUGGGAUUCGCUUUGACAUCCUGGUUCAUGGCAAGGCUGGAAAGUUUAAUAUAAUUCCUACAGUCAUAAACAUAGGCUCUGGUCUUGCAUUAAUGGGUGCUGGGGCAUUUUUCUGUGACAUGGUCCUUCUCUACAUGAUGAAGAAAAGCACCCUGUACAGGAGGAGGAAAUUUGAAACAGAUAAUAAGAAUGGAAAUAACAACAGAGAGAAUACAGACAUGUCAGAGAAUGCUGUGAAACAGCCAUCAGAGCUGGAGCAACUCGCAGACCCAACAUCAGUUCAACACACACCAGGAAUAACAUUUACCCAAAGGACAAAGGGACAAGUCAUGUGACUGACAAAUAAUACUGCUAACUGUACAGAAACUGUGACUUUUUUUUUUUAAGGACAACAGCCAUAAAAACCUGACUAUCCCAUACAGAAUGCAUCCUUUCCACUGACCAUCACUGCUCCAGGGAACUAGCUGUCCUUAAAGCAACUCGAGGGAUUUUUUGUGAUCACUAUGCAAAGUUAUUAGCCAUGCAGUAAUGUACUUACUUGAAGAUGGAAGCAAUAACACCUCAUGUGUAAUUUAAUACUGACCUUUUGAUGAUUCCAGGUAUUAUAGAUGAUUUCAUCAUCACUGUUAUUUAUGAAUACUGCACUGACACUUUCAAAUGCACUGUGAUGGAUUGUCUUUACCAAAUGUAUCACGAUAUUCAUAUGAACAUAUGAGUGGA